UCCGCUCCUCCCGCCUCUAUGGUUUGGGGGCGGGGUUUGCGCUACCGGAAGUGAAGGGGCACAUCCGGUGUGGCGGCGCGGCCGGGGCCGGUGCUGGGUGUCGGUGAGCGGGCCGGCGCUCCCGGGUCAGGAGUUUCUGAUCGGGCCGGGGCAUCCCGGCGGUGCCGCCAUGUCCAUGUCGCACUUGUACGGCACGGACGGAGACGAUGGCGUGGAGAUGGAGAGCUUCGAGGUGUCGGACUGGGACCUGCAGAACGAAUUCAACCCGCACCGGCAGCGGCACCGCCAGACCAAGGAGGAGGCGACCUACGGCGUGUGGGCCGAGCGCGACUCGGAUGAGGAGCGGCCCAGCUUCGGCGGGAAGCGCUCCAGGGAUUACUCUGCCCCCGUGAGCUUUGUCAGUGCUGGGCUGAGGAAAGCAGCAGCCGAGGAACUCUCGGAUGAGGACUCAGAUGAUGAUGAGAAGCCUGUGAAGCAGGAGGAGAUUCCCAAGGAGUUUGUGCCCAAGAAGUUAAAAACAGGUGGAAAUUUCAAGCCCAGCCAGAAAGGCUUUGCAGGGGGCUCCAAGUCCUUCGUGGAUUUUGGCAGCUGGGAGAGACACACUAAAGGAAUUGGGCAGAAGCUUCUCCAGAAGAUGGGAUAUGUCCCUGGAAGGGGUCUGGGGAAGAAUGCUCAAGGAAUCAUCAAUCCCAUCGAGGCCAAGCAGAGGAAAGGCAAAGGUGCUGUGGGCGCCUACGGCUCCGAGAGGACCACGCAGUCCUUGCAGGACUUCCCUGUGGUGGACUCAGAAGAGGAAGCUGAGGAGGAAUUUCAGAAGGAGCUCAGCCAGUGGCGGAAAGACCCAAAUGGAGGCAAGAAAAAACCCAAGUACAGCUACAAGACAGUGGAAGAGCUGAAAGCCAAGGGCAGGAUCAGCAAGCAGCUUGCAGCCCCUCAGAAGGAGAUUUCCCAGGUCAAGGUGAUCGACAUGACGGGCCGGGAGCAGAAGGUUUAUUACAGCUACAGCCAGAUCAGCCACAAGCACAACAUCCCAGAUGACAGCCCCCAGCAGCCCCUGGGCAAGGACUCCAAGCCCCAGGGGUUUGCCCUGCCUGAGCUGGAGCACAACCUGCAGCUGCUCAUCGACAUCACAGAGCAGGAGAUCAUCCAGAGCGACCGGCAGCUGCAGUACGAGAGGGACAUGGUGGUCAACCUGAGCCACGAGAUCCAGAAGAUGGCUGAGGUGCUGUCCCACGAGGAGAAGGCCAUCAGCAACCUCAGCAAGGUGCUGGACAUGGUGGAGGAGUGUGAGAGAAGGAUGCAGCCAGGCUGUGAGAACCCUCUGACCCUGGAUGAGUGUGCAAAGAUCUUUGAGACCCUGCAGGACAAGUACUAUGAGGAGUACAGGAUGUCAGACAGGGUGGACCUGGCAGUGGCCAUAGUUUAUCCUCUCAUGAAGGAAUACUUCAAGAACUGGGAUCCCCUCAAGGACUGUACAUAUGGCACAGAGAUCAUAGCCAAGUGGAAGAGCCUUCUGGAAAAUGAUCAGCUGUUAUCCCACAGUGGGCAGGACCUGUCAACAGAUGCUUUUCACAGACUGAUGUGGGAGAUCUGGAUGCCAUAUGUCAGAAACAUCGUGGCGCGGUGGCAGCCAAGGAACUGCGGAUCCAUGGUGGAUUUCCUGGACAGCUGGGUGAACGUUGUUCCUGUGUGGAUACUGGAUAACAUUCUGGAUCAGCUCAUCUUCCCCAAGCUGCAGAAGGAGGUGGAGAGCUGGAACCCACUGACGGACACGGUGCCCAUCCACUCGUGGAUCCACCCCUGGCUGCCGCUGAUGCAGGCGCGGCUGGAGCCGCUCUACUCGCCCAUCCGCAACAAGCUGGCCAACGCCCUGCAGAAGUGGCACCCCAGCGACUCCUCUGCCAAGCUCAUCCUCCAGCCCUGGAAGGAUGUCUUCACUCCUGGCUCCUGGGAGGCUUUCAUGGUCAAGAACAUCGUGCCUAAACUCGGUAUGUGUCUGAAUGAACUCAUCAUCAACCCCCACCAGCAGCACAUGGAUGCCUUUUACUGGGUGAUUGACUGGGAGGGGAUGAUUUCUGUCUCCAGCCUGGUUGGGCUGCUGGAGAAACACUUCUUCCCAAAGUGGCUGCAGGUGCUCUGCUCUUGGCUCAGUAACAGCCCCAACUACGAAGAGAUCACCAAGUGGUACCUGGGCUGGAAGUCCAUGUUCUCAGACCAGGUGCUGGCACAUCCCUCCAUCAAAGACAAGUUCAAUGAAGCCCUUGACAUCAUGAACAGGGCUGUGUCCUCCAGCGUGGGUGGGUACAUGCAGCCGGGCGCCCGGGAGAACAUCGCCUACCUGACGCACACGGAGCGGCGCAAGGACUUCCAGUACGAGGCCAUGCAGGAGCGGCGCGAGGCCGAGAACAUGGCGCAGCGCGGCAUCGGCGCCGCCGCCGGCUCCGUGCCCAUGAACUUCAAGGACCUCAUCCAGACCAAGGCCGAGGAGCACAACAUCGUCUUCAUGCCCGUCAUCGGCAAGAGGCACGAGGGCAAGCAGCUCUACACCUUCGGCAGGAUCGUCAUCUACAUCGACAGGGGCGUGGUCUUCGUGCAAGGGGAGAAGACCUGGGUGCCCACCUCGCUGCAGAGCCUCAUUGACAUGGCCAAGUGAGGCACCUGGGUGCCCUCCUACUGCAGAGCCUCAUUGACAUGGCCAAGUGAGGCACCUGGGUGCCACCUUCUGCAGAGCCUCAUUGACAUGGCCAAGUGAGGCACCUGGGUGCCCACCUUCCUGCAGAGCCUCAUUGACAUGGCCAAGUGAGGCACCUGGGUGCCACCUCGCUGCAGAGCCUCAUUGACAUGGCCAAGUGAGGCACCUGGGUGCCCACCUUCCUGCAGAGCCUCAUUGACAUGGCCAAGUGAGGCACCUGGGUGCCCACCUUCCUGCAGAGCCUCAUUGACAUGGCCAAGUGAGGCACCUGGGUGCCCACCUUCCUGCAGAGCCUUGGCUGAGUGAGGCCCUGUUGAGGAUUGAGUCAACUCCCAGGAACAGCCUCUGGGUAAUCCUUAGAAUAAACAAGUUCCAGGUUUUUAAAUAGUGACACUGGAGCUGGAUGCCAGGUUUUGUUGGAAGAGCUGUUUAGACAGUGGCAAGAGGAUGGAGGGCCAGACUUUGCCACCUGGGACAGAAGUUUACCAGCAAGUUAGGAGGGAUCACAUUCUCUGCUCCAACAGCUGAGUGAGGGCUGGCCUAGCUGAGUCCCCUCAGAUACCACAGCUUGUGCUGCCAGUGAGUUACUGUCAUCACAGCAUCCUCACACAGUGGGCUCCUCUUUGCUGCACACAGCCAGGACCCGUCCCAGCUCUCUCUGCUGUGGGACUGCAGUGGUUAAGAGCACAGAGGUGAGGGAAGGAAUCCUAAGGCUUUUUUUCCUGGAGUGAGCCAACCUGGUUGUUGUCAAGACUGAUCAAGAGCUGAUCUCAGCAGCAAAUGAGAGCUGGGAGGUUUUUCCAAGUAUAAUCUGGGAACCAGACCUCAACAUCUCCCACUACAAACCCCUCAGAUAAUUUCCCCUUCAUGAUGAGUUGAAAUGUGUUUAGGGCAUGCAAGGGCCUUGAAUUGUUAUGGAAGGGGAGGGAACCAGAGAGUCACUGCAGUGCAGAUGGUUCUCAAGGCAGGCUUUGGUGGAAUUAGUUUUCAGUAUUCAGUGAGUGUAAGUCAAAGCUCAGCUUUAUUUUUUUAUUAAAUAAGAUACAAAAAUGUCUCAUCACCUCAGCAUUCAGGUGCUGCCACUUCUGACAGAGCCUGAUGCCACUGUUGCUACUGAGCUCCAUCUCAGCUGCACAGAAGCUUCCAUGGGAAGAGAUGUGGAUCCCAGCCCUGCCACCACGGGACAGUCAGGACUUGGCAGUAGGUCCCUCCCCCUUCCUGAUGAUCUCCAGGUCCUCACAGUCCUGGUACAUCGGCUCCUCUACAAAGUCCCAGACCUCAGGGGAGAGCUCCUGCAGUUUAUCCAAGGGAAACCAGUGCACGGAGGUGUCAUUGAAGGUGUCCAGGUAGCGGGGGUGACUGGGGAGUGCCACUUCCUCCACUCCUUUCAAGACCUAAAGAUCAUUUGGGGGAAAAGUUAGACAAUGCAGAAGCCCCUUCCUGCAAAGCUGAGCCAGUGAGGACGAGAAUGGUUUUACAUUACCCUCAGCCCCUGUGUGCAGGAUGUUCUGCAGAUGUUCAACAAUCCUAAAGUGAUUAACUUUUAUAUUACGUGUCUAGGAAAAAUGUUUUAAAAAUAACCCCCCUCUUCUUUCCAAUGGUAAUUCAUUUUUCUCAUUAAAAGGUGUGUUGUCAACAUGAA
Messenger RNA from Oenanthe melanoleuca, 4334 nucleotides. It is a transcript of the gene TFIP11, whose product is annotated as tuftelin interacting protein 11. Bases 170 to 2653 code for a protein of 827 amino acids. The record is from RefSeq and is a predicted model, not a curated record. Gene Ontology annotation, cellular component: U2-type post-mRNA release spliceosomal complex. Gene Ontology annotation, biological process: spliceosomal complex disassembly. Lineage: Eukaryota; Metazoa; Chordata; Aves; Passeriformes; Muscicapidae. The transcript is spliced from 12 exons. Gene Ontology annotation, molecular function: nucleic acid binding.